AUGCAGUCAGAGGAGUCUCCGCCAGAACUCAAUAUCCCAUCCUCGCCCAAUUGUGAAAUCGGUUUAAGUCCUGACGAUCCAGUUGAUCUGGACAAUCUUCUCCGCGUAGAGAAAGAGAUGCAAGAGAAGGAUGAAAUACUACCCGACGAAGUUCAAGCCGCGAAUCCUGAUAAAUCAGACAAGUUCUGGAAGAUCGUAAUCAGCUCCUUCAGAAGGCGGAAAUAA
This is a messenger RNA of Rhinocladiella mackenziei CBS 650.93, 225 nucleotides long. RefSeq lists its product as uncharacterized. The coding region runs from base 1 to 225 and encodes 74 amino acids. NCBI's taxonomy places the organism in Eukaryota, Fungi, Ascomycota, Eurotiomycetes, Chaetothyriales, Herpotrichiellaceae. The record is from RefSeq and is a predicted model, not a curated record. The transcript has a single exon.